Nothobranchius furzeri (turquoise killifish) is the source of this 1711-nucleotide messenger RNA. RefSeq names its product dual specificity phosphatase 2 (gene dusp2). Gene Ontology annotation, biological process: negative regulation of MAPK cascade; protein dephosphorylation; endoderm formation. NCBI's taxonomy places the organism in Eukaryota, Metazoa, Chordata, Actinopteri, Cyprinodontiformes, Nothobranchiidae. Gene Ontology annotation, molecular function: MAP kinase tyrosine/serine/threonine phosphatase activity; protein tyrosine/threonine phosphatase activity; MAP kinase tyrosine phosphatase activity. The record is from RefSeq and is a predicted model, not a curated record. Gene Ontology annotation, cellular component: cytoplasm; nucleus.
AAACUAUGAAAGUUAAGCCGAGUGUAGCCGACCUCAGGGACAGUUCAAGCCCUCCUCACAAACUCCUUUUGUUUAACUUUCAAACUAAAUUUUAUUUUAAAAUUUUCCUGCAAUUUUUAAGUCAUGACUUCUAGCAGUGAAACGUUGGAAAUAAGUGGCAAUGAGCUGGUCCACAUCCUCAGGACCCCCCGGCAUCAGUACACCUCUGACGGGUGCGUGGUGCUGGACUGCAGACCCUUCCUCGACUUCUCUUUGGCGCACAUUUGCGAAUCCCGAAACGUCAACUGGAACUCGAUGCUGCGCCGGAGGUCCAAGAGCUCGGUGGUGGCCCUGGAGUGGCUCAUCCCGGACAAGACGCUGCUGAGCCGGCUCCGGAGCGGGGGCUACUGCCCGGUGGUGGUGGCGGACGAGAGGAGCCGCUCCGUGGCCGAGCUGAAGUCGGAGAGUGUGGCCCAGAUGUUGCUCACCGCCCUGCAGAACGAGGUCCACACGCAGAUCUGCUUUUUGCAAGGUGGAUUUGAGGGAUUUUCUGAGGCCUUUUCAGAGCUUUGUUAUAACUCCCCCAGAAAUCAGUUCUCCACAGUGGAACCAGAACCCAUUACUACUGGCAGGAGGACUCCAUCACAUGAUCAGGAUGGCCCAGUGGAGCUGCUUCCCUUCCUGUUCCUGGGCAGUGCCGUCCACUCAUCUCGCAGAGAGGCGCUGGCAGCAGCAGGAAUCACCGCUGUCCUCAACGUGUCCUCCACUUGUCCCAACUUCUAUGAGGGGGAGCUUCAGUACCUUCGGCUCACUGUGGAGGACACGCUGGUGGCCGACAUUAGGGCCUGUUUUCAAACGGCCAUCGCGUUCAUCGACUCGGUAAAGCAGAGUGGCGGUCGGGUGCUGGUGCAUUGUCAGGCAGGCAUCUCCCGCUCUGCCACCAUCUGCCUAGCCUACCUGAUGCACACGCAGCGUGUCCGGCUGGACGAGGCCUUCGACUUUGUGAAGCAGCGGCGCCACGUCAUCUCCCCCAACCUGGCUUUUAUGGGACAGCUGCUGCAGUUUGAGACGGACAUUCUUUGUCAGGGGUAGAAAAAAAAAAUACUGAGGACUUUGACUUGAAUAACUCUCCAACCUUGCGGCGUUGUACCGAAGUCAGAUGACUAUCAGGACCCAAACAAUGGUUGAGUUUGUUCUGUGAAAACUGGCCUUUUAGAAGGAUGAACUGUGAAUUCACAGGAAAGCUGCUCGUGCUGCCGGCGUCACAUGACGGAAGUUUCUGAUUUAACAAAAAGUGGUUGUUGGUGUAAAAGCCAGCUGCAGCGAGGUCAUUUCCCCUUGGAAGGAAAAUACUUUUUUGUUCUGUUUUUUUUUUUUUGUUUUGUUUUGUUUUAUAUCAUGAAUGUGCCUCAUGUCUUCUUUUUUUUACAAGAGCUGUUUAUUUUCAAACUGAAGCAUUCCUUCAGAGCUGGAGCCACUGUGACGACACCGUUAACCACUGAAGCGAUGGUGAACUCGUCGAGUUUUAGAUAAAUUAUAUUUGAAUGCACUAAACACUGUCUGUAUGAGACGCCGUUCUUCUCAAUUUGAAGUUUUAAUCAUGUAAAUAGUUUUAAUUUAUUUAUGAUUUAUAGCAGUGUUACUAUUAUUAACCUGCACACUUUAUAGCUGCAAGUUUUUGAUCUAUUCCUACUUUUUCCCUCUGAAAUAAAAACUUGCUGGAGAAAACCAA